AGCGAUGGACCGCUAGGGCCCGGCGGAGCCCCGCCAUGCCGCCGCCGAGUGGCCCCAGCGUCCUCGCGCGGCUGCUGCCGCUGCUGGGGCUGUUGCUCGGUGGCGCUUCCCGGGCUCCGGGCAAGUCGCCUCCGGAGCCCCCCAGCCCACAGGAGAUCCUGAUCAAGGUGCAGGUAUAUGUGAGCGGGGAGCUGGUGCCCCUGGCCCGGGCCUCGGUGGAUGUGUUUGGGAACCGUACCUUGCUGGCGGCGGGCACCACAGACUCAGAGGGCGUGGCCACACUACCCCUCAGUUACCGCUUGGGCACCUGGGUGUUGGUCACUGCAGCCCGCCCUGGCUUCCUCACCAACUCCGUGCCAUGGCGUGUUGACAAGCUGCCCUUGUACGCGUCAGUCAGCCUCUACUUGCUCCCAGAGCGGCCAGCCACCCUCAUCCUCUACGAGGACCUUGUGCACAUCCUCCUAGGCUCGCCUGGAGCGCGCUCACAGCCCUGGGUGCAGUUCCAGCGCCGCGCUGCCCGCCUGCCCGUCAGCUCCACCUACAGCCAGCUCUGGGCCUCGCUCACACCGGCCAGCACCCAGCAGGAGAUGCGGGCUUUCCCUGCCUUCUUGGGCACUGAGGCCUCCAGCUCAGGCAAUGGCUCCUGGCUGGAGCUGGUACCCUUGGCUGCCGUAAGCGUGCACCUGCUGACAGGCAAUGGGACAGAGGUGCCGCUCUCAGGCCCCAUUCAUCUGUCCCUGCCAGUGCCCUCCGAGCCACGUGCCCUCGCUGUCGGCACCAGCAUUCCAGCCUGGAGGUUUGACCCUAAGAGUGGGCUGUGGGUACGAAAUGGCACUGGUGUGAUCCGGAAGGAAGGACGGCAGCUCUACUGGACCUUCAUCUCCUCCCAGCUGGGAUACUGGGUGGCUGCCAUGGCCUCCCCCACAUCUGGCCUGGUCACCAUCACGUCGGGCAUCCAGGACAUUGGCACCUACCACACCAUCUUCCUGCUCACCAUCCUGGCAGCCUUGGCCCUGUUGGUCCUCAUUCUGCUGUGUCUGCUCAUCUACUACUGCCGAAGGCGCUGCCUGAAGCCGAGGCAACAGCACCGCAAGCUGCAGCUCUCCGGACCCUCGGACGGUAACAAACGAGAUCAGGCCACCUCGAUGUCCCAGCUCCACCUCAUCUGUGGAGGACCCCUGGAGCCCCCCUCGUCCGGAGACCCUGAAGCCCCACCCCCAGGCCCCCUGCACUCGGCCUUCUCCAGCUCCCGGGACUUAGCCUCCUCCAGAGACGACUUCUUCCGUGCCAAGCCCCGAUCCACCAGCCGCCCAGCCGCGGAGGUGCCCGGUGCCCGCGGGGGCGAGAGUGCCGGGCUCAAGGGUGCCCGCUCCGUCGAGGGACCCGGAGGACUGGAACCCGGCCUGGAGGAGUACCGGCGGGCACCCCCGGCGGGGGCCGCGGCCUUCCUGCACGAGCCACCUUCGCCGCCGCCACCCUUCGACCACUACCUGGGCCACAAGGGCGCGGCCGAGAGCAAGACCCCCGACUUCCUGCUGUCGCAGUCCGUAGACCAGCUCGCGCGCCCCCCGUCGCUCAGCCAGGCCGGGCAGCUCAUCUUCUGCGGCUCCAUCGACCACCUCAAGGACAAUGUCUACCGCAACGUCAUGCCCACCUUGGUGAUCCCCGCACACUACGUGCGCCUGGGCGGCGAGGCGGGUACGGCGGGAGUGGGCGACGACCCCGCCCCGCCCGAGGGCUCAGCCCCCGGCCCCGCGCGCCCUUUUCCCCAGCCCGACCCCCAGCGCCCGCUGAUGCCAGGUCACCCGGGCGCGGGGGGCGAGGGCGGCAGCGGGGGUGGGGGCGGUGGUGGCGGUGGUGGUGGUGGUGUCGGCGGCGAGGGCUGGGGAGGUGGGCGCUCGGCCCCGGUCAGCGGUUCGGUGACGAUCCCGGUGCUGUUCAACGAAUCCACCAUGGCGCAGCUCAACGGCGAGCUGCAGGCCCUGACGGAGAAGAAGCUUCUGGAACUGGGCGUGAAGCCUCACCCGCGCGCCUGGUUCGUGUCCCUGGACGGGCGCUCCAACUCGCAAGUGCGCCACUCGUACAUCGACCUGCAGGCGGGCGGCGGGGGCCGCAGCACCGACGCCAGCCUGGACUCGGGCGUGGACGUGCACGAGGCGAGGCCGGCGCGCCGCCGACCCGCGCGCGAGGAACGGGAGCGGGAGCGCGCGGCGCCGCCGCCCCCGCCCGCGCCCCCGCGCCUGGCCCUCAGCGAGGACACGGAGCCCAGCAGCAGCGAGAGCCGCACGGGGCUCUGCUCGCCCGAGGACAACUCGCUGACGCCGCUGCUGGACGAAGUGGUGGCGCCCGAGGGCAGGGCGGCCACGGUACCCCGGGGUCGGGGACGCAGCCGCGGGGACAGUUCCCGCAGCAGUGCCAGCGAGCUGCGGCGCGACUCUCUCACCAGCCCGGAGGACGAGCUGGGAGCCGAGGUGGGCGACGAGGCCGGCGACAAGAAGAGCCCUUGGCAGCGCAGGGAGGAGAGGCCGCUGAUGGUGUUCAACGUCAAGUAGCCCCGCCCCGGGGCCCGGCCCCGCCCCGCCCUGCUGCGCGGGUCCCCCGAGUGCGCGCCCCGGGGAGCGGCGGGGGUUCUCGCUCUUAACCACGGAGAGGUUCCUUUCCCCCGCCCCCCCCAACCCAAUUCCCCGGGGAACCUACGGAGCCGUUCGUUCGGUGGUAUGUGCUGGGGAGUGUCUCGGGAUCGGGGACCCUGGAUCUGCCUCCUCCGAGCGCAGGGAGGUGGGAGGGGCUGGGGAGGAGGGCUGGGGGUGGGAAGCAGUGCCUGUAUGAACGUGGCUGUACAUAGAAAGAUCUAUUGUGGGAGACCAGGAGGGGGUGACCCGGCCUCAGCUGCUAGGGUGAGGGCCGGGAAGGGAGGGGCAUUCUCUGUGGACCCUUGGGAGGGGAGGGGGUGCUGCUUGCGGAGUAGCCCGUCUCUGGGCUACGAUGGCACAGGGCUAGUGGCUGGGGCAGCCCUGGAGUCAGGGGGGUAUGUGAUGGGGCUCGUCCCUCCUGCUGUGGGCAACAGCAAAUAUAAAACUGGUGAGGUUAAGGCUG
This is a messenger RNA of Jaculus jaculus (lesser Egyptian jerboa), 3096 nucleotides long. RefSeq names its product family with sequence similarity 171 member A2 (gene Fam171a2). Bases 36 to 2552 code for a protein of 838 amino acids. Lineage: Eukaryota; Metazoa; Chordata; Mammalia; Rodentia; Dipodidae. The record is from RefSeq and is a predicted model, not a curated record. The transcript has 8 exons.